AACAAUUGAGGUUUCUCUUUAAACGCUUCCUAUUUUCCCAAAUUUCUUCGCAUCUAAUCUUGCAUUAAGCUGCUCUUGAACAAUUGUAAAAUUUCCAAUCUUUUUAUCAUCUUCUUUCUUCUACUUGCCCUAAUUAGUCUUCAUAUUUCUCCUAAUUUUGCGGUUGAAUGUGCCAAUGGUUUCUGAAACUCAAAGAGCUCGUUCUGGGUAGACAAAUGUUAUAAUUUGCCAUUUGUUGAAAUUACGAAAAUGGCAGCACAGUUAAUAAUCAAAGAAUGGACUGCAAUUCAGCAGUUUCCCGCCGCCACUCAAGAGAAGUUGGUUAACUUGCUGUCAAAAUUAAAUACUCAGAAUGUUGACACUUUAACGAUCCUUGUUAUGGGAAAAGGCGGUGUUGGUAAAUCUUCAACGAUUAAUUCGAUCAUAGGGGAACGAGUGGUCACUGUGAGUGCUUUUCAGUCGGAAACCCCAAGGCCAUAUAUGGUUUCACGUUCGCGAUUAGGUUUUACGUUGAACAUUAUUGACACCCCUGGACUCAUUGAAGGAGGCUGUGUCAAUCACCAAGUUCUAGAUUCCAUAAAAAGAUUUCUGGGCAGCCUCCUUAUGACCAAGACAAUUGAUGUCUUGCUUUAUGUGGAUCGUUUGGAUGCAUAUAGAGUGGAUAAUUUGGACAAGCAGAUUGUGAAAGCCAUCACCGAGGGUUUUGGCAAAGAUAUCUGGCACAAGGCAAUGAUUGUCCUUACUCAUGCUCAGCUCUCACCUCCAGAUGCAUUGAGUUAUGAGGAGUUCUUUUCCAAGAGAUCAGAAUCACUUUUGAAAUGUGUUCGACAAGGGGCUCGGAUUAGCAAAAAGGAAGUUAAGAACUUUGCUAUUCCUGUUGCACUCGUUGAGAACAGUGGGAGGUGUAACAAGAAUGACAACGAUGAGAAGAUCCUUCCAACUGGAACCCCUUGGAUUCCUAGUUUGGUACAUACUAUCACCGAUGUUGCCUUAAAUGGAAAAAGAGGUAUUCUCAUCGACCAGAAAUUGAUAGAAGGGCCUAAUGCUAAUGACAGGGGAAAGCUCUUCAUCCCCUUGAUUCUAGCAUUCCAAUACUUGUUCGUCAUCAAACCAAUUCAGAAGUUGAUCAACAACGAUGUUUCUAAAGAGACUAAAUCGUCAUGGGCAUGAGUGCUUAUUCGUCUCUUACUGGGCGUCCCUCUAAUUUGAAAAACAGGUAAUAAUGGCGACCUGCGGCUGUAGAGAUGGCCUAGAUUUUGUAAGCUCAAUCCGCUGGGCUGUUCGUGGGCCCUAUCUUUCCGGCUAUACAUAUGUUUUCAUUCUGGAAUCCAGAUAAUAUGGCUCUAACUUUGUUCUUAGUGCCGGCUGCUACUGGAAUGAUCAAGUUUUGGUUUUGAGAAUUCACUGUUUUGUUAUUAAUCUCUUGAUAUUGAAUUGCUGAGUAUUUGUUACUUACUCUUGCUAUAUACGAAAGUAUUUCUGAAAAUGUGAUUUUGUAAA
Molecule: messenger RNA, 1500 nt
Organism: Salvia splendens (bonfire salvia)
Lineage: Eukaryota; Viridiplantae; Streptophyta; Magnoliopsida; Lamiales; Lamiaceae
Product: translocase of chloroplast 34
Exons: 8
Coding region: 250-1170 (306 amino acids)
Biological process (GO): intracellular protein transport
Cellular component (GO): chloroplast outer membrane
Molecular function (GO): GTP binding; protein-transporting ATPase activity
Source: RefSeq, a predicted model, not a curated record